GGCCAUGGGCGAGCUCGUCGAGAAAUUCAUGGGCUGGUUCCCCGGCGGUAGACAUGCUGUCCCAGGCGCCGCCUCCCUCUCCGCUGCUGUUGACUACGACGGCGAGGACCGCAUCAGCUCCCUCCCCGACGAACUCCUCCACUGCAUCGUCUCACGCCUCCCGGUCAAGGACGCCGCCCGAACCGCCGCCGUCGCCUCCCGCUGGCGCCACCUCUGGCGCUCCACCCCGCUCGCCCUCCGCGACGCCGACCUACUCCCCUCUGCGGUCGGCCGCAUCCUGGCAGACCACCCGGGGCCCUUCCGCGUCAUCGACAUCGCCCGCUGCAGCUUCGCAUCCCACAAGCGUGAGCUCGCAGAGUGGCUGCGCCUCCUCGCCUCCAAGGGCGUCGAGGACCUCGUCCUCCUCAACGACGUCGACGUCGGCGACCUCCAGCUCAACAACGACACCGUACGCCUCCCCACGGACAUCCUCCGCUGUGCCUCGCUCCAGCGCCUCUUCCUGGCAUUCUUCUCGUUUCCGGACACAAUAGCACUAGUACGACGGGAGUGCACUACCCAUGAAGAGGCUUCCAGCGAUUCCUUUCCGGACACCGGUGGUCUCUCCCAGGGAGCCUACGUCCUGCCCAACCUUCAGGAGCUCGGCAUGUUCACGACCGGCAUCAGCACCUGGGACCUCGACUACGUGCUCUCUUGCUGCCCGGUUCUGGAGAAGCUCGUCUUCGUACUCAACUCUAUGCCCGAUCCCGUCCGCAUCCGCAGCAGGAGCCUCCGGUGCGUGCUUCUCUGGAUGUCCGCCGUGGAAGAGGUCGCCGUGGUGGACGCCCCGCUCCUGGAGCGCCUCUUCUUGCUGGAAGCGCCUCGCUUAGGUGACGAGAGUAUUGUGACCAUCAAGAUUGCUUCUGCACCUAACCUGCGGGCGCUCGGCUACUUGGAGCCAAGGUUUCACCAGCUGCAGAUCGGCCGCAAUGUCAUCAAGCCUGCCACAAUGCCAAGCCCAAGCACAGUGCUUCCAGGUGUGAAGAUAUUGGCCUUCAAGGUUAAUUUUGGUGUCUUGAAGGAGAUCAAGAUGCUGGUGACCCUCCUCAGAUGCUUUCCCAACAUUGAGACACUGCACAUCGAGUCUUUAACUGAACCGACUGGAAGGAACCGUGCUAAGUUCUGGUGUGAGGUGUCUACUGUUGAAUGCAUCGAGUCGCACGUCAAGAAGAUGGUUAUCCAUGAAUAUAGAGGGGAGCAAUGUGAGCUUGAAUUCAUCAAGUUCAUUUCCAGGAGUGCGCAGGAGCUACAGACUCUGCAUGUUCUGCUAAACAGAGAGAGUCUUACUUCGGUGGCCAAGGCGACGGAGAUGACAAACAAAUUGGUCGCUCUCUCACGUGUACCAUGGAAGUGUGAGUGUAAGAUGAUGGUGCUAGGAGAAUCAUAUCAGAAUGAUUUGAUCAUCCAGAAAGCAUCUGAUCUUACUGUCGAUGACCCUUUUCACUGGUGAACUCGAGGGGCUGGCUAUAUAUUUGCAUGAUCCAGAGCCUUUUUUUUGGGAGAAUCAGUAUCUCGAAGCGUUGAAGCUAGCUGUACCGUGCUUCAUUCAGAAUGUACUGUUAUUUACCAUGUUCUCUAAUGCCCCUUAUGUUUGAUCGGAACUUCUAAUGUAGAAGACUUCAACUAGAGCAUGGGUAUCUUGGAGUGUUGAAGCUAGUUGUACUAUGCUUCAUUUCAGGAUGUUAUUUGCCAUGUUAUCUAAUCCCCCUACGUCUAAUCCUAAUGUAAAAGACCAGUA
This is a messenger RNA of Lolium rigidum, 1774 nucleotides long. RefSeq names its product F-box/FBD/LRR-repeat protein At1g51370-like. The record is from RefSeq and is a predicted model, not a curated record. The transcript has 3 exons. Gene Ontology annotation, molecular function: protein binding. Bases 5 to 1486 code for a protein of 493 amino acids. NCBI's taxonomy places the organism in Eukaryota, Viridiplantae, Streptophyta, Magnoliopsida, Poales, Poaceae.